Molecule: messenger RNA, 1491 nt
Organism: Colletotrichum godetiae
Lineage: Eukaryota; Fungi; Ascomycota; Sordariomycetes; Glomerellales; Glomerellaceae
Product: Hus1-like protein
Exons: 4
Coding region: 155-1183 (342 amino acids)
Biological process (GO): mitotic intra-S DNA damage checkpoint signaling; meiotic DNA integrity checkpoint signaling; double-strand break repair via homologous recombination
Cellular component (GO): nucleolus; site of double-strand break; checkpoint clamp complex
Source: RefSeq, a predicted model, not a curated record
CGUGUCUCCCCGCCCUGUAACUACAACCCACACCAUUCGCCAGUCAAUUGCAGCCGGGGGUUCUCUUUCUGUGUUGUGUUCUCCCUGUACUUAUAAGGUUUAUCCUGUACGGACAGACGGCCGGCCAUCUCUUUGAGAGAUCGAGAUUUCGAAAAUGCGAUUCAAGACGGAGCUCAAAAACAUCCGUACCUUUUCCAAGCUCACCGCUGCUCUCAACUCGCUCGAGAAGAUCGCAUGGGUUCGCCUAGACGAUGAAACGGCACGCUUCACCGUCAUUCCCGACACGGGUUCUCAAGUCUGGUCUUCUCUACCCAUGGACUUCAUCUUUGACAGCUAUCAUAUCCAAUCCGCCGAAGAGCACAACACCAUCAAUCUAGAGCUGCCACUGCAACCCCUCCAACGUGCUCUACGUUCUGCACUUAACAGCACCUCCGCCUCGCUGCGUCUGACCAAGAAGGAUGGAAUCCCCGUACUAUCCAUAACCAUCACGACCACGACGAACGCCUCCUCGGGUUCAGCUCUCCCGGGCCGCAAUGCCGCCUACGCCGGUCUUGAAAAUGACCCUUUUGACGAGGACGACCAAGGAUUCGCAGCUGAGCAUCUAGAGACGUCUCUGCGCCGCGAGCGCGAGAAGAUCAUCACCCAGGACAUCCCCGUGCGGGUGCUGCAUCCAGAGACGGUAGAGACAAUCAUGCAGCCCACGGUGCGCGAGACAGACGUGCACAUCACCAUGCCGCCUCUGCUCCAGCUCAAGGCCAUCUCGGACCGCUUCACCAAGCUCGCCGUCUCGUCCGGCACAAACUCCCGCGUGAGUCCCAAGCUGGAGCUCAGCGCCAACAUGUUUGGUAACCUGAAGCUCCGGAUCGCCACCGAGGCCGUCGACGUCUCGAGUACGUGGUCCGGGCUCGUCAAUCCGGAGCUGGACCCCACGCAGCUGGAGAUGCCUGUUGAUGAGCAUCCGAGUGUCAAGUUCAAGGAGGGCGGCCCGGAGAAGUGGGCGACGGUGAGGGUGGAUGGCAAGGACUGGAGCCGGGUGUUGAGUGUAGGGCGGCUCGAGGGGAGAGUCGUUGCUGCUUUUGCGGACGACCAUGCUUUGAUUCUGUACGUUUACGUGCCGCAGUAUGAUGAUGCUACUGCAGACGACGCCGUACUCACUUACUACGUGACAUCGUUCAGCGCUUGAGCUGUGUUUGAGAUUUUGUACUGUCAAUGACGGGAUUGGAGUUAUUGCAAAAUGGCGUUCAGGUUGAUGAACAAUAGGUAUAGUGAGGUAGAUGUCGGCAUUUAGUUGAGCCUCAACGGCUGGAUCAAUCCGCAGACCAGGUUGAAGAUGAGUCCUGAAAUGGGAUUCUGUCAUCGCAAAGUCACUAGUCAAAACGUCCCUGUCAAAUCAUAAUGCGUUGUAGAUACGCAUUCGAUGACAUUGUGACCAGGCACGUAUUGAUUGUUGGUUCCCGUUCAACGCCAAUUUGACAGCGGGUGCUCCUGUGG